Amoebophrya sp. A25 is the source of this 187-nucleotide messenger RNA. NCBI's taxonomy places the organism in Eukaryota, Dinophyceae, Syndiniales, Amoebophryaceae. The record is from the annotation of a GenBank genome assembly.
UGAUUUUGAUCCGCCUGUUGAUUCUAGUAGGCGCAGCGUUAGCAUUGGUGCAGGUGUGGCUAGAAAUGGCGGAAAAUCACUAUUUCAUGCACAGCCGGGACCCAGCACGCGACAGAGAACAAUCGAUAAUGUGGAUUGGCAGAAUAAACGUCGUUGUAAUACCUUUGUUGAUUGGAGUGCUUGUUAA